Molecule: messenger RNA, 4624 nt
Organism: Gymnogyps californianus (California condor)
Lineage: Eukaryota; Metazoa; Chordata; Aves; Accipitriformes; Cathartidae
Gene: GRPEL2
Product: GrpE like 2, mitochondrial
Exons: 4
Coding region: 1-675 (224 amino acids)
Biological process (GO): protein folding; protein import into mitochondrial matrix
Cellular component (GO): PAM complex, Tim23 associated import motor
Molecular function (GO): protein homodimerization activity; protein-folding chaperone binding; adenyl-nucleotide exchange factor activity
Source: RefSeq, a predicted model, not a curated record
AUGGCCGCCCGCUCCCUGCGGCGCUUCGGGACCGUCCUCUCCCUCGGCGGCGCGCCGCGGCGCGGCAGUUUGUAUUUCAGGGAGUCCCCCUGUGUUUUCAGCACUGCAGCUCAGCAGAGAAGUACAGGAGACGAGUGUGGCCCAGAAGAUCCCCGUGAUGAGCCCAAGCAUCCCCUUUCUGACUGUGCCUUAGAGCACAAAGCCAUCAAAUUGGAAGAACAAGUCCGGGAUUUAACUGAGCGAUACCGGAAAGCCUUGGCAGAUUCUGAGAAUGUCCGGAGGAGAACGCAGAAGUUUGUGGAAGAUGCCAAGCUCUUUGGGAUCCAGAGUUUCUGCAGGGACCUUGUGGAGGUAGCAGAUAUCUUGGAGAAGACUGCCGAGAGUGCCGCAGAAGAAGGGGAGCCUAGUAAUCCAAAUCCAACCCUGAAGAAAAUCUAUGAAGGCCUCUCUCUCAUAGAGGCCAAAUUGCAAAGUGUAUUUGCCAAACAUGGCCUUCAGAAGAUGAACCCUGUUGGUGGCAAGUAUGAUCCGUACGACCAUGAAAUAGUCUGCCAUGUACCAGCCGAGGGAAUGCAGCCAGGCACGAUAGCACUGGUGACUCAGGAUGGCUAUAAACUCCAUGGUCGCACUAUCAGACAUGCACUCGUCGGUGUGGCAGUAGAGUCACAGGAAUGACGUGGGCUUACCCAUUGGCAUCUGGGACCUUACUGAGCUGAGGACCCCUCAGCACUCAGUCACAACUGCAGCUGCAUGUCUUUACUUAUUUAUUAAGCUAGGUUUGUAUUGUAUGCUGGCUUCUUUAUAAUGUGUGCAGUCAUUUUGCCAUUAAUUCUAAGGUACUUGUAUAUUUAAUAAUCCUUUUUGGAGUAUGUGGAGUAGUACUAGGAGUCCUGCUAUUCGUCAGAAACGUGGCACUGUAGCCCCUUUCUCCAUUGCUCAUUUCUCCAUUAAGACUUGUAUGGAGAAGAGGGGAGAUACAGGAGAGAAAGGGAAAUUCUCUGAGAGCUAAGGAAUCUUGUCUCCCGGUUCCAUCUCCGAGACAGACUCCUGCAGUGGCCUUCCGGAAAGUAACUUCUCUGCCUCAGUUUCCAUAUCUGCAUUAAGAGAAUAUAAUAAUACUUACUGACCUACCUCACAGGGAUGUGGUGAGGCUUUUUCUUUGCAAAGCACUCAGAAGAGGAAAAGCCCAAAAGGCUGAGUAUUAUUAUCAGGCUGGUUUUGGUGUCUUCCCUUGUCCCCAGACCCCGCAGGUGGGGAUGAAGAUGAUCACUUGAAAUGACAUUUAGGGGCAGCUUUUUCUUAUGUCACUUCAGGAAAACAAUCCCAAAUAAAUGAAAUCUCUGUCAUACUGCAGUUGAAUAGGGAUGAGGUUUUAAAGGGAAUUCAGUUGUUAGGUCAGGCUAACAUGUUAAUAUUUGUUCUCCAGGUAAAGUUUCAGCUUUCCUCCUUGUUCCUAAAGGUAAAACAGGGAGUAGUGGUUCUUGGUGGAGCCAGAAAACUGUUCUCAAAUCUCUUUUCUCCAACCAAAAAGUAUAUUUUAGAGAGUAAUUUCUCUUCCCUGAUGGUAUUUGUGCAGCUUUCAAGCAUGAUAAACUAUAUGGUUUUUGUUGCAGCUGCUGGCAAAAUGGAGAUGUGCCCUUAAGCAGGAAAUCUGGACUGUUUUAUUUUCUCGGCUCUCCGAUAAUAGUACUUGGAUAACACUAACUUCCAGUUCACAUUCAGAUUCUACUUUUGCGUGGUCAUAAUAAAUAUUAAACUUUUUGGGUUUUGAUGCAAGGAGAAAAGUCUUUUCUACUAAAAGUCUCAAGUGCCCUUGAACCAAUUUUAGCAGCGGUGACAAGAAAGCAAGAGAAGCAGAAGGCUGAGGAAGUGAAAGCUGACCUCAAGCCGUCCUCUUAAUUGGAGGCACGUUGUUGUCACAGCAUGGCAUAUGUAUUUCCCAGUGGUCCUUUUGCCUGGGAGUCCAUUUAUCUCAGCUGAAAGGAGGCAGUCACUGAGUAAGAUCAGAAUUUAACCCUUUACAGAGCAGCAAGCAGUAUAAUGAUAGAAGAGUUAUAUAAACCAGCCUAUGGUCUGCACUACACAAAACCAAGGCAGGAAUGGUUGUUUUCAGGUUGUUUCUUACUGAUUCGUUAAUUCCUGCCUUUUUACUUUCUGGAAUUGGAUCCAUGGCCUGACAGUUACUUGAGAUCCACUUCCAAAAACUCUUUACUUAUGGUGGAUGCCAUCACUGGUUUGGAAGAAAGCUUAUUCUUCUCCCAUUCCUUUGCAGGCUUCAGUUGCAUAAUCCUUUUGUGGUGGACUUCAAGAUUACCGCAGCCUUCAAUUAGCAGCUAUCGACAGUCUUUCAUCUGGGGAGACUAUGUGCAGCUAGUUGGUUGUCAUUCCAGAAAUUUAAGGAAGAUGCACAUUUCCAAUAUGCUCCAUGCACGCUGCUUUAGUGAUAGCUGUAUGUGGGUGACUCGGUAGCGUAUACUUUUUGAAGUGCGGUUUUCUGCCUUUGCGUAGUUAGGUUUUCAGGCAGGUACUUGAGAUUUCAACCCUGAAACAGUGCUUCAUGGCAGCAUUAGGUCACUUUGGACAAACCUCUUGUUCAGUGCUCUUGUUUUAUCACGUUGUUGGAAAUUUCCGAGAUAUACAGGACUUCCUGUUCAUUGUUUUGCUGGUCUACAUGCUGACUGGGUUACCAGGUUACGCUGUUACUCAAGACAAAGAACAGGUAAAAUAUGAAACGUGGCAAUGCAAGUCUUGCUGUUCUGCCUCAAGACUGUCUGCAGGCUGUUCUGAGGAAACCGUGUCUUCAGCUGGAAGGAGCGGUUGGGUUCUCUGCUGCCUCUUCAGCCCCUGCUAUAUCAGCUGAGUCUUUUUGCAAUAUGAGGGAAGAGCGGGUUAUGGAAACUAACUUUGAAUGUGAAAAUUUAUUUAUAAGGAACUAAACAAAAGCAAAGGCAUUUUACACAAUAGGUAGUUUUCUGUCAUAGAAAGGCUGCAGCUUACCUGAGCCGGAUUUAAAAGUAGUGUGUGACCAGAAGUGAUGGGAUCCAAAUCCUCUUUAAACUGACCGACGGAGCCACUUGACUGUGAAAGUGUACUACAGCUACUUGGUCCACCUUCGGACUAUUUGCCAAGCCUGCCUGUCUCCUCAGCUAGUAUUCACCCAUUUUUGCCUUAAAGAAAGACCCUAAAAUGCACUCCAGACCUUUUGUCUGUACUAAGAGGUUACUGAUUCAGCUUGUAUAUCUGGGAUCCGCUUUCACUGAGGCACUGUUGUAUGGCUAGAGCAGGAAUCUGAGGGAUCCAGUUCCUGCACAGUCUUUCUCACCCUCCUACAGGCCCUGUUUAAUUUUGGGCAGGCUAUUUUCUGAGUUCAUGCCCCAGUUUUUUUCAAUCUAUGAAACUUCUACAGGAUCUUAUCAGGCUUUUAUGAUGAUUACUGUAAGAUGUACCCAUUGCUUAGAGACUCUUUUACAGAAGUUACCAAAGAGAUAAAUACUGUAGCUGUUGUUUGUCCCAGUUUCUACUUCCUUUGAAUGGUGAAGUGAAAAUGAAAUAACCAAACCUGGAUUCCAUCUCAGAAUCCAGAUUUCCUAGGCAAAAUUUGAUUCUCUUGCCUUCCAAGCACACUUAAUGAUCUCUUUUAUCAUGGAUGAGAUUGCGUAAGGGUGGAUUGAAUUUCUCCUUUGUAGGUUCUUGCUCCCUUGUCUGCCCUGUUUGUGUAAAGCUUGCACACUCAGCACAGUGGGGCAGAGUCCCCAUCGGUGCGGUUCUGUUGCACUCUGCAGUUGGACCAGAGAGGAGACCGACCCAUGAGCUUUUUCUCUCCAGUCACUUUAUUCAAUGACUAUUUAAUAAAACACAGGGGUACGUUAGCAGGGACGGACUAGCAGAGGAGAGGAAGUGUCGUGUACCUCUUAGUCAUUUCCACUCCGUUUGCCCAGCCAUGAACUGAAGAGCUCGAGCUGGGAAUGCAGACAACUAGGUAAGACGUGCAUGUGAUGGUGAUGUGUGGACCUGCCUUUCUGCUCUCGGGAAGUGGGCAGCCCCACGGAACGUGGGCGUUUGCCUUGUUCUGUGACCUUGCCGUACCCCGUCAGUGGGACGUAUUUGAGUUGAACUCCUGGACAAGUCUCCAGUGGCACUGUCUCAUGAGCGUGGCAGCAUCUUAACUCUGACCAGGAGCAGUGCAGAAUGUGAAUGUUGCUUUGUGAACCUUAAGUUCUCAGUGCUUCAUCAGCAGAGCUUCUGUUGAAAGAGACAGCUGUGAUAAAUCAAUAGGUAUUAGCAGUCCUUUAAUUUUUAAAAAAAUGUAUUUAAGUUUUAUAUUGUGAAUACUGUAGUAUUUUUUUAUUUUAAAACUUGAGAUGUUUUGAUAUUACUUGCAAAGUCAAAUGAACAAAGCGUUGCUAAUCUCCAAAAAUCUAAGUCCAUUUAGUUGGUGGGAAACCUGUAUAUAUUGUAUUUUUUUGUGUUUCUGUGCUCUUUGUUUACCCAAAGGUUCUGGCUGUAUGAAAGACAAAGACUGAAGUGUGGGAGUGGUGCAAGUAAUUGACAACAACAUUUGAGUUAAUGUUGGAAAGGGCUGAUUUCCUUUAGAUGUCCAGAUACUGUCCAUUUGCUAAUAAAA